UUUUUUUUUCUCUUUCUUUUUCUUUUCUUUUUUUAAAAAAAAAUACAUAUACAUAUUUAUAUAUUCCUCUCUUUAAUAUGUCACGUAAAGUGUUAAUAGGCUAUGAUCAUACAGAGAUAUCAAAUAUGGCUAUGGAAUGGAUUGUGAAAAACCGUGCAGUAUUUCCAGAAGAUGAUAUUACAUUAGCUAUUAUUGUAAAUGAUGAUGCUAUUGCAGUAGAAGGCGCUUUUGGUUUAGAAGCAUCAGUAGCUGGUCCUAUGGGCUGGUUAUCAUCGGAUAAUUUCCGAGAGCGUAUAUCGAAACUUGAAAAAGAAUCAAAAGAAGCUUUAGAAGCAGUUGUAAGAUGGUUUAAAAGCAAAGGCAUUACUGUGACUCCUCAAGUUUUAAGUGGUGAACCCGGAGAAACUCUAAAAGAUUUUGCAGAAGCUAAUAAAGUAGAUCUGGUUAUUGUCGGUAGCCGAGGUUUAGGGUUUCUUAAAAGACAAUUCAUUGGCUCAGUCUCUGAUUAUUUAAUCCAUCAUCUAAAGUGUUCUGUGCUUGUUGUUAAAGAUGAUGUUCAACACCAUACUACUAACUCAUAAUAAUAAUAAACCUCUUUGUCAGUUAUCGUAAUAAACUCACUACUAUUGCUGUUAUGGUAUAAUAUCAAUCAUAAUAAGGUUAUAACCAAUCAUAUGAAUGUUAUUAAUAUGCAUUAACAUAAUAAAGAAAGACUUCAAAGAGUAUGAUGGAAUAAUCUAUAGAGACU
Cokeromyces recurvatus is the source of this 748-nucleotide messenger RNA. RefSeq lists its product as uncharacterized. Bases 78 to 581 code for a protein of 167 amino acids. Lineage: Eukaryota; Fungi; Mucoromycota; Mucoromycetes; Mucorales; Mucoraceae. The transcript has 3 exons. The record is from RefSeq and is a predicted model, not a curated record.